AAGUAGACAGCUGGAUGUCGAUGUUCUCUACGCACAGAGCAAGCCUUUGGAUCAGGACAGUCGUAGUGUUUUCCACUCUUGACACAUUGUCGACUCCAUCUCUGCAGUCUUUCGUUUCCUUCGGUGGUGUCAAGCAAAGUUCCUCGGUUUCCUUUACACAAGGAUCGUUCCAGUUGUUGUUCCCACGGCCCUAGCAAAAAGGAUUCUGGAUUGCGGUCGGCCUCAUCCCUUGUAACACAGUACCAGCAUCCCAGCACAAUUCCUCGGUUGUAACUGCUGCUGCGGAUAGUAUGUAUCGAACUCGGGUUCUCCGUCGUGCCACUGCGACGACUCGUACUCGUGGAGCCGGUAGCGGAAGUCUUUCCCCGAGUCGUUUUCGGCUGAGUCGUUGGUCAACUACGUUUGCGGCCCCACCGUUGGCCUGCGGACUUCUCUCUUGCGCGGCAGGUCUUUCACAGCAGUGCCACCAACCAAUUGGGCGGGGUUUACAUACGUUCCAUACUCCCGACGAGCAGCUUCCCAAGAGUGGAGGACCCGUGGGAGUGGAUACACCGCCCUUUACCAAGUUACUCGCUGCCAAUCGUGGCGAAAUUGCGACCCGUAUCAACCGCGCCGCGGCGGAGCUAGGGAUUUCGACCGCUGGCAUUUAUUCUUACGAAGAUCGCUUCACCCAGCACCGCUACAAAUGUGACCAAGCCUUUGAACUCGAUACCAGCAAGUCUCCAGUCGCUCAGUACCUAGAUAUUGACAAGAUUGUCGAUAUUUGCGUCAAGAACAAGGUCCAAGCGGUCCAUCCUGGGUAUGGAUUCUUGAGUGAAAACGAGACCUUUGCCAAGAAACUGGACAAUGCCGGUAUCAUUUUUGUUGGGCCGACGGUCCAGAACCUGCAAGCCUUUGGUGACAAGACUGCCGCCCGCAAUAUGGCCAUUGCCUGCAACGUCCCGGUCGUGGCGGGCUCGCACGACGCCUUUGCGACCGCCAAGGAAGCUUCCGCCUGGAUCAACGAUCCCGCCAACCAAUGCGACUAUCCCGUCAUUGUCAAGGCACUCAUGGGCGGUGGUGGCCGUGGCAUCCGUAUUGUGCCCACGGAGAAAGAUCUCAACGCCAUGUUUCAGCAAGCCUCCAACGAGGCCGCCAGUGCGUUCGGCGAUGGUCGCUGUUUUGUCGAAAAGUAUGUCGAAAAACCGCGGCAUGUGGAAGUUCAGUGUCUCGGAGAUGGUACGGGUAACGUCAUUCAUUUGUGGGAUCGUGAUUGCUCUGUACAGCGCCGGCAUCAAAAGGUCGUUGAACUGGCACCCGCCGAGGGUUUGUCGGAAGACGGACGUAACCAAAUUUUGAACGAUGCCGUGCGUUUGUUGCAGAAUGCCAACUAUCGCAACGCUGGGACGGUGGAAUUUUUGGUCGACAAGAACGGCAAGCAUUAUUUUAUGGAGGUAAACCCACGUGUACAGGUGGAACACACAGUGACAGAGGAAAUUACUGGCGUUGAUAUUGUACAGUCUCAAAUCUUGAUAGCCUCGGGUAAGACGCUUCCUGAGCUUAACUUGACGCAAGAAAGCAUUCCAUCGCCCAUGGGUGUCGCCAUGCAAUGUCGUGUAACGACUGAGGAUCCUGCGCAGGACUUUCGCCCCGAUACAGGAACCAUCAAUGUUUUUCGUAUGCCAGCCGGUAUGGGUAUUCGCUUAGACGAUGGUCCCGGCUUUCCCGGUGCCCGAAUUACACCUCACUACGAUUCGUUGCUCGUCAAAAUCACUGCCAAGGCUCGCAACCGCAAGGAAGCUGCUGCCAAAUUGAUCCGGGCCCUUAAAGAAUUCCGAGUUCGUGGAGUGAAGACGAAUAAGAGUUUUUUGUUGAAUGUUUUGAAACAUCCAGAUUUCUUGGAAGGAGUAGUUGACACGGGAUUUAUUGCUGCAAACCCGCAUUUGCUGGCGCCAUUGCGGGAGCAGGACCGCGCUCAAAAGCUGUUGUAUUACAUCGCAAAUGUUGUUGUGAAUGGUACGCCGAAGGAGCUUGGUGCCACUGGCGCGCCACCAUCAACGGUAGAUCCUAUCAUACCCGUAGUCGAACCGAAUUCUGGUCAGCAAAAGAAACCAUCUCUGAAAAAGAUUUUUGAUGCAGAUGGACCUGAUGCUUUUGCCAAGGCCGUUCGAAAUAACAAGGGAUUGCUAAUUACGGAUACUACCUGGCGUGACGCACACCAAUCCCUUUUAGCUACCCGCUUGCGCACGAAAGAUAUGCUCAAUAUUGCCCCUGCAACGACGGUUGCUCUAGCGAACGCGUAUUCGCUGGAAUGCUGGGGUGGAGCCACAUUCGAUGUUUCGUUACGCUUCUUACGCGAGUGUCCGUGGGAACGAUUGUCAGCGUUGCGCGAGGCUGUGCCAGACAUUCCGUUUCAAAUGCUUCUUCGCGGCGCCAACGCUGUAGGAUACACAAGCUAUCCAGACAAUGUGGUAUAUGAAUUCUGCCAGAUGGCGAAAGACACUGGCAUGGACGUGUUUCGUAUAUUUGAUUCUGUAAACUACAUUGAGAACAUGAAGCUUGGUAUUGAUGCUGUUGGAGCUGCUGGCGGUAUCGUCGAGGCAGCCGUAUGCUACACUGGUGAUGUCUCCAAUCCGAAUCGCGGCAUGUACAAUCUGGAAUACUACCUUGGCUUUGUCCGUCAGCUCCAUGGGCUAGGCAUUCAUGUUUUAGCCAUCAAAGACAUGGCUGGCUUGCUCAAGCCUGAAGCAGGAACAAUGCUGGUAAACGCGAUUCGACAAGAGUUUCCAGAUUUGCCGAUCCAUGUUCAUACACACGAUACUGCUGGAACAGGGGUCGCGUCAAUGUUGGCUUGCGCCAAGGCUGGAGCCGAUGCUGUCGACGCCGCAGCGGACGCCAUGUCUGGAACCACUUCUCAGCCUUCUCUUGGAGCUCUCGUUGCGAGUACGCAGGGAACCCAGUGGGACACUGGAUUGGAUCUGAAUCAAGUUCAAGCUGUAAAUGACUACUGGGAAGAAGCCCGGGGAUUGUACGCUCCGUUCGAAUCUGGUCAGAAAACUGGUUCAAGCGAUGUUUACGAACACGAAAUGCCCGGUGGACAGUAUACUAACCUUUUGUUUCAGAGCUCGCAGCUUGGGCUAACAGGGCAGUGGUCAAAAGUGAAGAAAGCCUAUGCUGCUGCAAAUCGACUGUUGGGCGACAUUAUUAAGGUGACACCGUCUUCUAAAGUAACCGGAGAUCUGGCUCAGUUUCUUGUCGCCAAUGACCUGACCGAGAAAGAGGUAAUUGAAAAGGCUGAAACUCUUUCGUUCCCCAAAUCUGUUGUUGAGUACUUCCAGGGUUACCUGGGUAUUCCACCAUUUGGAUUUCCGGAACCAUUGCGCACGAAAGUUCUCAAGGGGCAGACAAUCGAAGGCUAUGAAGGUUUGACUUGCUUUGAGGGACGUCCUGGUGCGGACUUGAAACCCAUGGACAUGGAAGCUGUGCGGUCAAAACUCGAGGAGAAAUGGGGAGGCCAGGCUGACCAUGGUGUACGUAACGUUGACAUACUCAGUCAUGCUAUGUAUCCCGCAGUGUUUGACGAGUACAAAGAGUUUAAGAAUGUAUUCGGCAAGCUCGACUUUCUGGAUACCCGUACGUUCUUGACAGGAAUGCGGGUUAAUCAGGAACUACGAGUAGAAAUUGAACCAGGCAAGCAACUAGUGAUCAAACUGGACUCGGUCUCGGAACCGGACAAGGACGGCUUGGUAACGUUACAAUUCGAGCUGAACGGUACCCUCCGUACCGUCCAAAUCCAGGACAAGUCGGUGGACUCUGAAAAGGCCGUCCGGCCGAAAGCGAUGGCCGCAGUUGCCGGUAGCGUUGGAGCUCCUAUGCCGGGAGUUGUUGUGGAAACCAAAGUGAAGAAAGGCGAUGUCGUCGAGCAAGGAGAUCCAUUACUCAGUUUGAGCGCCAUGAAAAUGGAGACCACGGUGUCGGCCCCAGUGAGUGGCACUGUCGUCUUUUUCGAAGUCACCGCUGGAGACCAAGUCGAAGCCGGAGACCUGUUGGUCGAAAUUGAGGACGAGUAAGGUGCUGGUAGGAAAAGCUGCAAUAUAAAGGUAGUGGACGGCACGAAAGGCGGUACAUAAAAUUUGUAGGCUCGCGAACCGACGUAGGAAGGCAGCUCCAUUCAACUAAUAUAAUAAAAUUUACAUUUACUGCGACC
Molecule: messenger RNA, 4186 nt
Organism: Phaeodactylum tricornutum CCAP 1055/1
Lineage: Eukaryota; Bacillariophyta; Bacillariophyceae; Surirellales; Neidiaceae
Gene: PYC1
Product: precursor of carboxylase pyruvate carboxylase
Exons: 5
Coding region: 291-4049 (1252 amino acids)
Biological process (GO): gluconeogenesis; pyruvate metabolic process
Cellular component (GO): cytoplasm
Molecular function (GO): ATP binding; pyruvate carboxylase activity; metal ion binding
Source: RefSeq, a predicted model, not a curated record